AUGGAAGAGCGCAGGCGGAGCAGGUCACCGAGGAGAGGACCGGAAGGAGACCGGGAGAGGCCACGAAAGAGUCAUGGAGGAUUUCGAUGGAAGGAAAAGAGACGCGAUGAUGGUGACAGAUACCGUGAUGAACGGACGUUAGAGCGUGGAUACAGGGAUAGAGGCGAUCGUGGGCCCUCCCGUCGCGAUGGUGAUGAUGAUCGAGCUGGGGACAGGUACAGAGAUGGCGACCGCGAUCGAUUCCGAAGACGCGGUAAUGGCUACGACUCCCGUGAUAGACCAUCCAACCAGGAGAGAGGUCAUGAUCGUGAUGGAAAGAGGGAGAAGAAGGAGAAGAAGGAAAAGGCACCAGCGCCGGCUGCAGCAUCAUCCGAGGAGUUUAUCAUCGUUCAUGUCAAUGACCGUCUAGGAACGAAAGCUGCUAUCCCGUGUCUCCCUUCAGACCCGAUCAAACUCUUCAAGGCCCAAGUGGCUGCACGCAUUGGACGAGAACCGCAUGAGAUUCUGCUCAAGCGGCAAGGGGAACGCCCAUUCAAGGAUCAGCUCACUUUGGAAGACUACGGUGUGAGCAAUGGGGUCCAGUUAGAUUUGGAAGUCGACACGGGCGAUUGA
Molecule: messenger RNA, 612 nt
Organism: Paecilomyces variotii
Lineage: Eukaryota; Fungi; Ascomycota; Eurotiomycetes; Eurotiales; Thermoascaceae
Product: ubiquitin-like protein
Exons: 3
Coding region: 1-612 (203 amino acids)
Biological process (GO): protein modification process; mRNA splicing, via spliceosome
Cellular component (GO): nucleus; cytoplasm
Molecular function (GO): protein tag activity
Source: RefSeq, a predicted model, not a curated record